Molecule: messenger RNA, 1590 nt
Organism: Akanthomyces muscarius
Lineage: Eukaryota; Fungi; Ascomycota; Sordariomycetes; Hypocreales; Cordycipitaceae
Exons: 4
Coding region: 1-1590 (529 amino acids)
Source: RefSeq, a predicted model, not a curated record
AUGAUGCUCCUCACGCAACUCGCGUGCGUCGCUGCCGCUUUCGGGGCGGCGGUCGCCCUCCCCGCAGACACAACCACCGCCACCACCGCCACGGCGCCGCUCAUUCACCUCGACUACGCCACAUACCAAGGUUCCCGCGCGGCCGGCGCCGGCGUUGACCAGUUUCUCGGUAUGCGCUUCGCCAAGCCACCGAUGGGCGACCUGCGCUUCCGUGCGCCACAGGAACCGGCCCACGAGGACCAAGUGCAAGAUGCAACCAAGUUCGGCGCUCUCUGUGUCGGCACCGGUGUCGGGCCUAGCGAGACGUAUGGCGAAGAUUGCCUCUUUGUCAACGUCUUCAAGCCCACCAACGCCACCGCAGCAUCCAAGCUUCCUGUCUGGGUCUUUAUCCAGGGCGGCGGCUAUGCCCGCAACGACAAUGGCAACUUCAACGGCUCCGAGGUCAUCCAAAAGAGCGGUGGCAACGUCGUGUUUGCCAACUUCAACUAUCGCGUCGGCGUCCUCGGCUUCCUCGCUAGCGAAACGGUUCGCGAGGACGGUGCGCUGAAUGCUGGCCUACUGGACCAGCGGCUGCUUCUGCAGUGGGUGGAAAAACAUAUCAGUCAGUUUGGAGGCGACCCUGACCAUGUCGUGAUCCACGGCGACUCUGCUGGUGGCGGUUCCGUCUCGUACCAUUUGACAGCCUAUGGCGGAAAUGACAAGGAAGAUCUCUUUGUAGGCGGUAUACCCGAGAGCCCAUUCUGGCCGACGCAGCGCACCGUGGCACAGAUGGAGUUCCAGUACACCCGUCUGCUCCACGACACCAAUUGUGGUUCCCUCGAUUGUCUUCGCAAGCUUGACGUCCGCGUGCUGGGAAAUGCCAGCAUCCCCUCGCCUUUCCCCGGGGCCCACCCCGAGGACCCUGCACCACUGUGGUACUGGCUGCCCGUGAUUGACGGUGGCUUCGUCCAGGACCACAUGUAUUCGCAGUUUCUGACCGGACGGUUCAAGCGCGUUCCCAUGCUCGUUGGCGAUGAUACCAAUGAAGGGACCUACUUCGCUUCCAAUGCCUCCACCGAAACUGAGUUCUUGUCGUUCCUGAGAAGCAACUACCCCCGUCUCCAAAAGUGGCAGCUUGACCUCGUCGGCACCAUCUAUCCAAAGAUGGACCCUUUUCCCAAGCAUGCCGCUUAUUUCCCGACUGCCGCCGCUGCGUAUGGUGAUUGCACAUUUGUAUGUGCGGGAAACACGAUGGCGGAUGCCAUAUCGUUGUUCGUAGGUCGAGAUAAGUCGUGGAAUUAUCAUUACAACGUCGCCGAUCCGGAUCAGGUCGCUGACGGCAAUGGUCAGGAAGCGGCGUCUCUGAAGACCAUCAAUGCCGCCAUUGUGCCUGUGACGAUGUCGUACUUCACCAGUUUCGUCCGAUUCCUAGAUCCAAACCCAAGCCGGCUAGCAGGAUCGCCAAUAUGGCAGAAUUGGGGCACGUUUGCAGGCGGGCAGGGCCAUCGCAUAAGACUGCAAACAAAUAACACGGCGAUGGAGACUGUGCCUUUUGACUUGGUUGAAAAGUGUGCGUUGUGGAAGUUUCUGGCCAAGAGUAUGGAUCUUUGA